UAUUUUACAAGUUUCUUGAAGUCAUCUUCUUUAGACAACACUACAAUAUUGAUAACAAUAACUUUGUCUUUGUCUUUGCCACCUUCUGUGCUCUAACAGGAUCCUCCACUGAAUGGUACUACAGGAGCAACUCUAGGACGUCCUCGUCUUUAAGUUUCUAGUUCAUAAUGUAUCGUCAACGUGAAACCAACCCUUAUUUUCUUCCACCAAAUAUCCCUCCCCUUGAACAUGCACCAAAACAUCCUCAUUUCUCUCCAAUUCCUACGGAGAUGCCCAAUGCAAGAGAUCAAACACAUGGCUCUGACUCUCAUUUUCCAAAUCCAACGUUGCCAGUGCCAACACGACAGCAACCACAGCAAUAUUCAGAAUCACAACCCUAUUCUGGUGAAUCUCAUUUACCAACAUCAGUACCGCCACCACGACAACAACCACAACAACAUUCAGGGCCACAACCCUAUUCUGGUGACUCUCAUUUACCAACACCAGUACCGCCACCGCGACAGCAGCCACAUUCAGGAUCUCGGCCACAUAGCCAACAUCAUCGUCAUUCUUCCGGUAUGGUGCGAGUGCCUACAAGGCGUAAAACACAGCCAUUUGCAUGGCUAGUGGCAGGUUUUUGUGCACUUUUCUGGGUCAUGGUAAUAGUAGCUGGCCUAGCAAUCCUCAUCAUCUAUCUUGUCUUUCGCCCAAGAAAUCCAAAGUUUGACAUUACAAGUGCUACACUCAAUGCAGCCUAUCUUGACAUGGGCUAUCUCCUCAAUGCAGAUGUUACUAUACUUGCAAACUUCACAAAUCCAAACAAAAGAGGGAGAGUAGAUUUCCAUUAUGCUAUCUUAGAUCUUUAUCAUGGUGGUAAUCUUUUAGCUUCGAGUUACAUCGACCCUUUUUCGACGAUGAGCCACGAGUCGAGGUUUCAAGAUGUUCAUUUGGUGAGUAGCCAGGUUAGGCUACCUUUAGAACAUAGCCAACAAUUGAAGAAGGAAGUGGAGAGUGGAAGAGUGAAGUUUGAGGUGAAGGGAUUGUUUAGAGCAAGGUCUAAUUUAGGAAGUUUUCUUCAAUAUUCUUAUUGGUUGUAUAGCCAAUGUACUAUUGUGGUAACUAGCCCUCCAACUGGUGUCUUGAUUGGCAGAAAGUGUGUCACAAAGCGUUAACAGUAAAGUUCUUCCUCUCGAGCCGAGGGUCUUUCGAAAACAGCUUCUCUACCUCCCAGGGUAAGGUCUGCGUGCCCAUUACGCUCCCCAAACCCUUCUUGUGGGACCCUAUUGGGUUGUUGUUGCUGCUCUUUCAGUCAUGUUUUGGUUUUUUGGUUUUUUUUGUAAAAAGAAAUGAUGUUUAAGAUGUGAUUUGGAACA
Molecule: messenger RNA, 1352 nt
Organism: Nicotiana attenuata
Lineage: Eukaryota; Viridiplantae; Streptophyta; Magnoliopsida; Solanales; Solanaceae
Exons: 2
Coding region: 168-1151 (327 amino acids)
Cellular component (GO): plasma membrane
Source: RefSeq, a predicted model, not a curated record